CUGCCCCUGAACGCAGCUCCGCAGAGCAGAGGACGCCAGCGCAGGAAUGAGACAAAUAAUCCAAUCAUCAGUGCACUAACAGGGCUGAUGUCUUGGUUCCAGUCUCUGAGGGAUGACUUCACUCUGAUGCCGUUUGAGGACCGGGACGCACGGGAUCCAGAGCCGCCGGUGUGUGUGUGUGCGCGUUUAUACCAGAGAGAACAGGAGACGCAGAGAAACCACAAAACCCAGGAGGCGAGGGAGGCGUUGCGCCAGUUGCUUUACAGGACGGGGGAGAAGAGGAUUUUCAUCUUAACUUGUCGUCACAGCAUGGCAGGGAUGUAUGGAUGCUUUAAAGGCCAAAACAGUGACAGCGCUGCCAUGGCAUCAGGACCUCCAGACUCGAUGAUCAAUCAGGAGGCUGCCGAGGUCCAAGAAGAGUGCUCAGGAAAGAAGAAAUCCAAGUUCCAGACAUUUAAAAAGUUAUUUGCCAGGAAGAAGAGGAAGGAGGCGUCGGCACCAGAGGGAGAUGCAGGCCUUAAAGCCAGCCACUCGAGCGACAAUGUCAGUAAAACGUCAGAGAACAACAAACUCACUCGAGCCGAGAAGGAGAAGGGAUCUGGGUCAAAGAUCAGUCUGGGCGGCAAAGCCUUGUCGCAUGACUCUGUUUUCGUGUCUGACUCAUCGGAGGCCCACGAGGCACUGGAGGCAUCUCAGGACAGCAUUAAUGGGAAAGUGAGAUCACUACAGCUUCAGCUCAAACAGGCCAUCAAACUGGGCUCUCCUCCUUCCUUACUGUGUGUGAAGAAGACUGAAGAUGCCGGAACCAUGUCCGAGGACGAUGGCUUACCCUGCAGUCCACCCGAGUACACAAGUCUUCACUCGGCAAUGAGACAUGCUCAGAGGAACAGCUCCAACAGUCUACAUGAAAUGGACAGUGACGAUGAACAGCUGUCCCGUGCGGCCUCCAGCAGAGCAAUGAGCCCCCUGGUGGUUCCAGGGGACUUCAGUCAGCCGGCCAGUCCCUUUGGUUGUCUGGAUAACUCUGCUGCCAAGCACAAACUGGGCCUGAGGCACAAAGCCUGCAACAAGAGAAAACCUGCCAGUCAUUUACUAGACAAGGUGGAAAGAGAUUCUGCAGUGCUGAACAUUUCCAUUCAAGAAGAAGAUGCAGGAGUUCCAGAGGAGCAGCAAGGGACUGAAGAAAGUGCUGAUCGGCUGCAACCAAAAGUGGACAGGGAGGAAGAUGAGGAUGAAGAGGGCACGGAGAAGCGGUACCAACAGGAUUCCAGAAGAUCCCUGUUGAGAGAUAAGGACGAGUCUGACGAAGAACAGGAUGUUUCUCACAGCCCGGACACUUCCUGUCCACCCAUGCUGAGUCUCUCAGAGGAGGAAGUCCCUGAUGACAGACCCCUGCCCUGCUCCAAGACUAGCUCGAGAACAUCCUCUCUGGAGAGUCCUAGAGCCACACCGGAGCCUUUUGCUGGUCCCAAAGAGUAUCUGCUGGAACCGAAAUUCAUUUCCCACAAGCUAGAGGAUACCCCCCUCCAGAGCUACUCUUCGUCAGAAGAAGACGACGUGAUCCAGGAGGGCAGAGAUGAGGAGAGCUCCCUGUUAGAGGAGGUGUUAAGCUCCCUGAAGACUCCCCUCGGGUCGAGCUCCCUGGAGACUGAGGAAGUCGUCCUGGAGUUGGAGGAGACGGACGACGCGGAGGCGAUGGCAGAGACAGAAGAAAGUGCGGAGAUUAAAGGAGAGGAAGAUGAAGCGGAGGAGCCUGUUUGUCGUCAAACUGCCUCUCCGUGCUCCACCCUGUCCAGUCAGACCUCAGAGGAAGAAGAGGGGGCUGGAAGCUCUUCCUUUGAAAUGGUGGCUGCUGUUGAAAGGAUCAAAGAUGGGAAAGAAGAAGGAGGGGACGAGGUGGAAGAUCGUGCCAUUGGGCGAUUCGCACAAGAUAGUGAUGAAGAGGAGGAAGAAGACAAGGAGUACGAGGGCAAGGAGGCAGAGGAGGCUGAACCUGAGGAAGAAAACAACAUCCUGACGAGAGAAACUGUUGUGCUGGAGAGCGAGGAGGAAGAGGAUGGUAAAGGAGAAAAGGAGAAAGAGGAGAAAGAGAUAGAGGAAGACCACUGGGAGAACAUUAUAGCUGAUAAUAGUGAUGAAAAGUUGAACAUAGAGGAGGAGGAAGAAAUUGAAGAAAAAGAAGAAGAAGUUUUCAUUCUGGCCUCCCAAGAUCAGGAAGUUCAAAGUGACUGUCUACAGGAGGCAGAAGAGGAAGAAGCAGUUGGAGAUGUGACUGAGCGUGACAUGGAUGAUCAAAUCUCUCCUGAAGAGGGGGAUCAGGUACUCCCUGAAGAGCAGGGGCAAGAAAAUCUUAACCAGAACUCUGGAGGUGAGUGUAAUGACAGAGAAGAGAUGGGCCAAGAGGCCGACCUUAUCGAAGAAAAGUCAGAGGAAGAACAAGAAGAAGAGGAUAUAACAACCCGACCUGAUGUAGAUCAGACUGAAAAGAACCUGGAGCUGGAAAAUGAGAGGAUUCUGACCAUUUUAGACUCGAAAGGCUUGCUGAAGGAUGCGGACGAGGCAGCGGAACAAAGCCCAACGUCCAAGCCCAGUCCUUUGUCUCUUCCUGAGACACCUGAGACCAGGGGCAGCUCCCCCAGCAAGACCUCGUCCCUGCAAGUAACCCUGGCCUCUCCCACCUCAGAGAAAACUACCCCUUUGUUCCAGCCGUCUUCAGCUUCUAGGGAACCGGGUGAAAAUGGUGGCGAGUUGCCUCCUGUGGCCGAGGUGGCGCCUGUACACGGAGAGCGUGCUAGCGAAAAAGACAACAAAGAAGAAGAAAAACGGUCCAUCCGGAAACAAGAACCUGCUGACGAGGAAGUUGUGACCCCGUCACCUGACAAGAGCAAAAUCCGCUUCACCAUCGCACCAGCGUGGCAGAGAUCGCAAAGUCUGACCCCCCCCCCUUCCCCUCCGGCCUGCGUCUCCUCUUCUUCUACCAAGCCCGCAGAAGACGAGGCGGAGGCCGUGGCGGAAAACAAAGAGCAGAUCGUAAAAAGAGCGGAGCCCGCAGGUCCACAGGAGGCCAACGAGGGGCCGAGCCCGGAUAGAGCCAGGAACGGAGGGAGCUCCCCUGUUAAAACGCCGAGCAGCAUGGCCCCGCUUCCUCUCAAAGCUGAGAGCUCCGUGGUAGCCGAGGGAAACCCCGACAACCCUUUUGGAGUCCGGCUGAGGAAGACGUCGGCUCUGUUCCGCUUCGGCUCCGAGGAGGAAAACGCAGAGCCUCCCGUUGAGUCGCCCUCUCAGCCAACCUGUACAGCAGAAACGCCACCACAGCCGGUCAGCAGUAAACCCUCUGUGUGUCCGCCAGUCAGCAACAAGCCCGCCCUCCCCAAAAAACCGGAGGUGCACGGAGAGGCUGGAUCCAAGCCGAGGCGCGUCUCGGACCCAGUCACGGGUCGGGGUAGUUCCGGGGUCGCAGAUCCUCCCAGCUGGAUAUCCAUGGCCAAACAGAAGCAGAAGAUCUAUAAAGAAAACUCCCUGGAUGAGAUCACUAUCAUAAAGGAGGAACACGAGAGAAAAUCCUCUCUGCCAGCAUAUGUCAGCUCGGCCGCAAGCAGGGAGCAGAGCAACAAAACGGCUCAAUCCCCCAGCAAAGCUGGGCAGACGGUGAUCAGUAAGCCGCCAGUGUCUGUAGAAAAGGAAACCAGGAGAGCUCUCUCUCCUCCAACUCCAGUGCCGCCUCAGCCUUCUAAACCCCAGCAGCUCCCCUGCCCUGUUGCCCCAAAACCUCAGAUGCUCCCCGCCGUUGCAAAACCUCCACCGCAACCCGGUUCCCCUCAGAGAAACCCGUCGCCCCCGACUCCGGUACCCGUCGCCUCAAAACCCUCUCCCACCACGACUCCAUCGUACCUCUCCAAGACUGCCACGCCGUCCAAAACGCCCCCGGUCACUUCGCCUCCCUUCUCGUCGAGAGUUUCUCCAGAAAAGCCCGGCUCCAGGGGCCCGGGGAACCCCGGACCGGGCCCCUCUUCUCCGGCCCUGCCCCAAGACGAGCCGCCCUGGAUGGCGCUGGCCAAGAAGAAGGCCAAAGCCUGGAGCGAAAUGCCACAGAUAGUCCAGUGACGGCCCAGGUUUACGGAAGACCCGGCACUCCUGGUACGGAUGGACCGUCAAAACAUUUGCACAUAAAUUUCCUCUAAUCCUGUCCUUCGAGCUUCCGGUUGGCAUCGAACGUCCAAUCGUGCGGCUCGAGGCAGGUUCUGUUUAACUCCUUUUUUUUUUUUUUUCCUUU
Messenger RNA from Menidia menidia (Atlantic silverside), 4273 nucleotides. The record is from the annotation of a GenBank genome assembly. NCBI's taxonomy places the organism in Eukaryota, Metazoa, Chordata, Actinopteri, Atheriniformes, Atherinopsidae.